ACAACUUCUUUUCCCUUUAUUCUGGUCCUUUUUUUCUCCAGUUAGUUACACCAAUUUUCUUGAGAUCCUCUUCCAGGCUCUUUUGCCAGCUAUUUCUAGCAUAAUUAACGUAACGUAACAGUAACAUAUUCGUAAUAUAUAUUUUUGUUCCCUUCCACUUUUUCUGAUUAAAAGUGUUUCGCCUUAAAUACCGAAUUCAUAAAAUACCGGACAGUUUCUAACACGACAUUGGGGGUAGAAUGAUGGAGCGAAUGUAAAGUGGUCCACCUUCCUGGUCUGAUUAAUCUUGCUCAUGUCCCUAUUUUAUCUCUUUUCAGGGCCAUAACAUAGGCACCUUGAACUGUGACAAAUUUUUUAAAUAAAUUUUGGCUGCAUUCUUCAAUUUUUAUUUUUGUUAGACUUAAUUUUUCUAUAUGUAGUGGUCUGCCACAGGACACUCGAAUAUUUCCUGGAUUAGAACGUCGAGAAGUACCUCUGUUCUCUGGGAGAACAUCAGAACAUCAUUAGCAUUCUUUUCUUUACCCAGAGUACCUAGCUGUCUACAAAUACAAUUUCUUAAGUCGCUGAGUACCUGAAUUACCUUCCAACGAUAUAGCCCAUCCAUCAAUUUUUUUAGGAUAAAAUAACCACAAUUCCAAUUCAUGAUAGCAAGAUGUGCAGGAGGUUGUUCUCGCUUAUAUAGAAACUGCAUUAUUAAUGGGUACUUCAAUAUCAAGAUUUGAGGAAAUAUUAGAUUAAAUUUUUUUUUGUUAUUUAUUGUAAGCAUUUUGUCUUAAUAUAAAAAUUAUAUAAGCCCUUUUUACAGCUACGAGAUAUUUUCUCCUAUAAUCUAAACUGACUUCUCAUUUAUGUUAUCAAAUUAUUGCUUGAUUAAUAAAAGUAAAAAAAAAUUCUUUGGUGAAGUUUAAUAGCUAAAUACUAGUUAAACUUCAUAAUAAAUGAUUUUUGCGACAAAAGAGCGUAAUAGAUAAAAUUUUACACGGAGAGGGGAAGUUUCAGGACAUGUAGAAGAGGAGGAGGAAAAAUAUUGAAAAUACGAAGGGUCUGAAGUAAGCCAGAAUGCCAUGGAUUUGGGAGGUAUACCAGAUGGGAACGAUGUUAGCGGUGACGACGGCGUGACUGAUGACGUCCACCAUGACCCGCUCAACGAAAACUUUGAGGAGACUUGGUCGGCUCUAGGAGAGCAGGAUGCCAGGAGUUCAGCAGGCAGCGACCCGGGUAUGCUGCCACCUCCUAUACCAGUGCUGCCUACAUCCUUGGGCAGUAUCAUAGGACAGCCAUUCGAGCAUCAAGGAAUGUCUCAACUCUCUGUUCUGAGGGCCGAUGUGUCUUCGUCCAUAAUCUCCAUCAAUGCCUCCAGAGAAAAAUCUGAGCUGCAGUUAAGUGAUGACAACCGUGUGAGAGACCCCAGCAAACUUCGCCUGGAAUUGGAAUUCACGGCUAGCAACCAUAUGCAGAUAGCGCUGGUGACGUCAGCUUCGCACGACCACCACAAGGCUUUCUACAAGGAUGACGUGAAAUCAAAGGCCAUCCUGUCCUCAAAAUCCUCUCCAUCACUCUAUCGAUCUUGUUCGAUUACUUCCAAACCAUCGUCCGUGAUCGGGAACGGCUCGCUGUUCUGCCGGAUCUGCCACGAGGGUGGAAGCAGCGAACAGUUCAUUUCACCAUGUUGCUGUAGAGGUUCCUUGUCCAGAGUCCACAAGACCUGCCUGGAAAGGUGGCUUGCGGAAAGCGAUUCCAGCCACUGCGAGCUGUGCGGGUACAAGUACAGAACUAAAAGGGUGCCGAAGUACGGGCUGAUGUCGUCGAUCUUCGCCUGGCUGACCAGCAACUCGACCUCCAGAGAGCGGCGGAACCUCCUCAUAGACAUUUUGGCCCUGCUCAUCAUCAGUCCCAUCAUCGGCCUCUCCACCAUCCUGGCGCUCCAGUUGGCAGACUCCCUCUUCAUCCUGGAGUCCAUGGAGAAGAUGGAACAAACUGAAAUACGCGUGCUUCCUCGAAGGGGUAUCGAGCCAGAUUUUUCGAACAAGUCGCACACGACCCUGGAAGUGGUGGGGACGAUGAUAUCCCGACUGGGCCAGAUGGGGAUCAUCUCGAUGGUGAUCACGAUGGACAUGGCCUACAUCUCGUGGGUGGCGAUGCGGCUCCAGGCCCACGUGACCAAGUGGUACACCUGGUACCGCCGCAACUGCAAGGUGACCCUCAUCGGCUACCCGGACCAGAAAAAUUCGCAUGCCGGACUGAACGUGCUUGCAAUCCGGAGUUUGGAGACCCCUGAUGCUCCAGAAGCUGCUGAUACUGAAAGUAGAAAUACGCCUAAUGACCAACAGUCUUUAAUCAAAAGUAAAAUACAAGGAAGGCAAAUGACUCCUAUAGAGUACGGAGUCUUUAGAGCGAUCGUGGUUUGGUUUACGCUAAAGAGGUCGAGGGAUGAUAGAAUAGAAAUGGCCCUGGACAUACUGAAGCUAUCGGCAGCACUGGCGGUGCUCUUCGUCAUCAACUACCAGACGCUGGAACUCUUGGGCAGCAUCCAGCGGUUAGACAUGUCCUUACAGGACUUUGUUGAUCCUUUUAUCGAGCCAGAACUGAAUUGGAACGAUCUGGCAGAAGUUGGCAAUAAGAUAUUGAAAAUGCUCUCGCUAGCCGUGGCCACGCCGAUAACUCUGGACUACAUCGCGACUAAGAUGCACAAUCUGGACUUCUAUAUCAGUCCUCAGUUGCAGUUUGGCCACUUAAUCCUGAAACGCUCUGUAUAUUGCGUAUAUAGGCAUGUGGAAGUAAAAAUUGCUCAAGCAAAAUAA
This is a messenger RNA of Nezara viridula (southern green stink bug), 2801 nucleotides long. Lineage: Eukaryota; Metazoa; Arthropoda; Insecta; Hemiptera; Pentatomidae. The record is from the annotation of a GenBank genome assembly.